Gastrolobium bilobum is the source of this 1151-nucleotide messenger RNA. RefSeq lists its product as uncharacterized. The coding region runs from base 186 to 815 and encodes 209 amino acids. Gene Ontology annotation, cellular component: nucleolus. Gene Ontology annotation, molecular function: RNA binding. NCBI's taxonomy places the organism in Eukaryota, Viridiplantae, Streptophyta, Magnoliopsida, Fabales, Fabaceae. The record is from RefSeq and is a predicted model, not a curated record. The transcript is spliced from 10 exons. Gene Ontology annotation, biological process: maturation of LSU-rRNA from tricistronic rRNA transcript (SSU-rRNA, 5.8S rRNA, LSU-rRNA).
GUUGUUAUCUUGCACAGUUGCACCUCCAUAGUGCUAGGGUUUUUCAGACUUAGCAGCUUAACCAAUUUCUUCACUCUCACAACUCCCAACGGAGCGAUCCAUCACAAUAUCACUAUCCCUCAAUUGCUUUGUCUCGCCAUCUCGCGAAAUCGAAAGCGUGACACCGUAAGGGUUUACUUAGUGAGAUGGGGACCAAGGCAAAGAAAGCUUUGAAGAAGAAUUUGAAAAGGGCUCAUGCUAAUAAGCCAUCUGCGGGUGCUGAUUUUUUGCCCUUGGAAGGUGGUCCUGGUCGCAAAAUUCCCGAACAGAAACUGCCGGAGAAUACUUCCUCGGUUUUGUAUGUUGGCCGGAUUCCCCAUGGAUUCUAUGAGAAGGAGAUGGAAGGUUAUUUUGGACAAUUUGGAACCAUCAAGAGAUUGAGAAUUGCAAGGAAUAAAAGGACAGGAAAAUCAAGACAUUUUGGGUUCAUGGAAUUUGAAUCUCCCGAGGUUGCAAAAAUUGUAGCUGAUACUAUGCACAAUUAUCUGCUAUUUGAACACCUUCUCCAGGUUUAUUUGGUACCUCCAGAGCAUGUUCAUCCAAAAUUGUGGAGAGGAUUCAAUUACCGUUUCAAGCCACUGGACUCAGUUCAAAUUGAACGGGAGCGACAUGACAAGGAACGAACAUUGGAAGAGCACAAGAAGUUGGUGGAAAAUAUUAUGAAGCGUGACAAGAGUCGCCGUAAAAGGAUAGAGGCUGCUGGCAUUGAUUAUGAAUGCCCUGAGAUUGUGGGUAACAUCCAGCCUGCUUCAAAGAAAAUAAAGUUUGAAGACUGAAUAGAUGUGUUAAGAAGAAGACUGCUGAUCUAAUAUGUCAUGCGGGUUGACAAAGAGAGAUUGCUGUUUUAGGAUUUAAAGUAUUAGUACUGAACUAUCAUCUUUGCAAGGGCAAAUACCUCAAUUUUGAAACUUCCUUAACCUUGUAUUCUCAACAAUAUUUGUAGAAGCAUUAUCCAUUUCAUAUAUUCACGAGCUUUUGUUGCCCUUGAUCGUCUUAAACCCUAGCUGUUAUACACAUGUAUAUUUGUUAUCCCAAUCUCAGUAGUUAAUUUUUCAAUUUUCAGUCAUCUGUUAUAACUUUCUAUUUAUCUUUUCAAUGGGAUACUCUUUACU